AAAAGAUAAAAAAAAAAAAAAAACAGCUCCUGACAACAUCUCGCUUCCGACAUUCCCGAAGUAGCAUCCGACGACCCAGGUUGUUACCACUACAAACAGUACUUUGUUCCAUCCCUUUUGCUCCGACAACGGCGUCAACAUCACAUCACACGCCUGCGACUUGCAUCUCGUAAAAUUACGCCUCACAUCACUUACGCCAGCGCUGGACGGUACCGACUUUCUAUUAUUAUUAUUAUUAUUUUACCUUUAAGCUUCGACUACCUUACAUUAAACCCGAUUAUCUUUUUUUCCCUCCCCAUCACCGCUCUUAUCAGACUUUUGCCAUGAUGGGUUCUGGUAGGCUAGUCGCGAUGCGCUAAGCAUACAACAGAAGCCAAUAAGCAAACAGUUUGAGCCGGUUGUAUGCAUCAUCAUCAUUUGAUGUUCCCCGCCCAGGACGAACAUUGACUGAGAUUUCGGGGAAAAUCCAACAAACGAUUUAAACGACCUUCUCUCAGCGAUCGGAUCCCGGUCUCUCGCUAUAGCAACUGGCGAUUCAGUCCAGUCCGGGCCGUCUAUUAACUUGAGCCCGUACAAUUUACGGAGGCUCAAUCGGCCAAGCUAUAGCUCUCGAGACGGCAUCCCAGGCCACUACUAGCAGGCUUAUAUGCAGUGCAUGAAGCGUCGUUGACUAGCUGUGGCAUUAAUAACUUUCGACGAGAAAAUCUUUCUAUUCCUGGGUGACUAACCAAAUCCACCGCGGUCGAGUGAGUGAUAAACACUGGGUUAAUCCCGCUUGAUGGGCAAGACACCUACAACGGCGAACCUUGAACAUUUACCGAGAUACGACUCUUUCUCACUUUAUUUUGCAUUCGUUCAUUUUUAUUUCUUUUAUUGGGUUGUUACUCGACACGAGAAAACGAACCAGCUGUCGUUUUUACUACUACUCUGCUCUUUGGCAGUAUAAAACUUUGCAACUCCGUCUACAGUCUUUUAUCCCCAGGGCUUUUGAAUCUCUUCUGUCCAUCAACCAGCCGGCUUCAAGCAUAACACUUCACCAAGACUGCAUAGUGAGUGACUGCGUCAGCGUCACGCAACACACCAUAAUAUUCGGGGAAACAUCACAUUGCACCAAAAGGUACCGCAUCUAAUAAUUCAUCAUGACGUCGAUACUUUGCCUGGUGCAUUACUGCGACGUUCAUGGGCCGACGCCCUUGAUGGUCACCGAAGGGAUACCCGUACCCUGCUCCACUUGCUACGAGGAUGAUCCUUCCGACUUUUCUUUCUCUACUGAGCGGUUACAGUCGGGGGGCCAAACAUCAGCACAGCUUUCAGCACAGACGGCAAACGCUAUCUCGGAAGCCCUGGGCCAGAUGAAUCUCGGCGGCGGCAGGAGUGCGUCGCUUCCCGCUUCUGACCGAGAAAACCCAACACCGCGGGCCUCGUUACUGCGAAGCACAUCGCAUACUGCCACGCCUUUGGCAUCAGCUGUGGAAACCCCUCCAGUGAGCCCACAGCCGAUCUCGGGGAAGGACUCAGGUUUCCGGAAAACUUAUGACACUCGGCGUGCCAACCCCUGCGAAAACUGUGCCAUGACUCUACCACGCCGGCAAGAAGGUACUUCGGACGAUGCAGGAAUAGAUGCAGGAGGCCCAGUCCUGCGUACGCGAGCGCCUUAUGCUAGGGUUUUUGACUCGGGUGUAACCUCUGCACGAAGCUCGCAGACCACCUCUUCCUCCUCAUCAGACACCGAGGAGGCUGGGAAUAAGGGACCGCAAACUUCUCAAGCGGGAAACUACAGGCACCGGCGGACAGGCACGAUUACGUCGACUACCUCACGAUCAAGCGCCAGCAGCUCAGCUACGCGAAGGAGUCAUACACAUUAUGUCCACUACACCUCGACCCACGAACCAGGAGAACGCUCCUUCAAGAUAGUUCGCAACUCGUGCUUGCGUACUUUGUCUUUCGAAAUGCUACCCCGUGCCCCGGCCACCUCCCCGCCGGCCGGAGGUUAUCAAGGCGUGUCCCCUAAUCUCGGGACAAACGUACCGUCAAACGCCCCCGCUUCUUUUGUGACCACGCACAGCACUGGCGCAGCUGCGUCGGGUGGCCCUAUGUUCUUUGGAGACCCGGCCGCUGGCUACACGACAGCCUAUAUCUUCCGUAUACCCGACGUACAUGCCCGUGGCCACAAGCGAGUUUAUGCCUUCUUGGCACUAUCGACGCACCGUGAGCGACAGGCAAUGAAGCCCUUUGGCUUUAUCGCUGCUGCCUUUAGAGACCUUGCCGCUUGGAUCCAGGGCCUUGCGGAAGCCGAAGCCGAGCGAGCUGCCGAAAGCGUAGUUGCGAGUCCAGUCGUCUCGAACGGACAGUACCCCGGGAUGUCGGCCUUUGAUCAGCGCCCCGCUGUUGUUCCAGGAACCAGCAGCUUUCUUGCUGCGGCCGGCAAUGGAAUCUCUAGAAGGAUGGGCUCAGGAUUCGGAGGUAGCAUCAGCGCUCCCCGGGCCAGGGGUCUACCAGAGCUUGUUGGCCUUCCCGAUUUCUUUAUCGAACUUCACACUCGCUUCGUACGGCUUCUUCUCGAACUGGGCGUCGUGAUCAACUCAUGA
Pyricularia grisea is the source of this 2588-nucleotide messenger RNA. RefSeq lists its product as uncharacterized. Gene Ontology annotation, molecular function: GTPase activator activity. Gene Ontology annotation, biological process: positive regulation of GTPase activity; positive regulation of TORC1 signaling. Gene Ontology annotation, cellular component: cytosol. NCBI's taxonomy places the organism in Eukaryota, Fungi, Ascomycota, Sordariomycetes, Magnaporthales, Pyriculariaceae. The transcript is spliced from 2 exons. Bases 1140 to 2588 code for a protein of 482 amino acids. The record is from RefSeq and is a predicted model, not a curated record.